This is a messenger RNA of Saxophila tyrrhenica, 1944 nucleotides long. It is a transcript of the gene NUA3, whose product is annotated as putative component of NuA3 histone acetyltransferase complex. The record is from RefSeq and is a predicted model, not a curated record. Gene Ontology annotation, molecular function: iron ion binding; peptidyl-proline dioxygenase activity; L-ascorbic acid binding. NCBI's taxonomy places the organism in Eukaryota, Fungi, Ascomycota, Dothideomycetes, Mycosphaerellales, Extremaceae. Gene Ontology annotation, biological process: peptidyl-proline hydroxylation; regulation of translational termination. The coding region runs from base 1 to 1944 and encodes 647 amino acids. The transcript has a single exon. Gene Ontology annotation, cellular component: cytoplasm.
AUGAAGCGCAAGGCCGAGAACACGAACGGCGCAGACGCCAAUGGCCACAGCAAGAAGCAAGCGACUGAGGCAAACGGCAUCAAGGGCCAGUUCAGCAAUGGCUUGCUGGAACCCAAGACCAUCCAGCAGUAUGCCACAGAUUACGCUAAUUCCACACCAUACAAGCAUGCUGUGGUUCCGACAUUGAUGAACGACGACCUCUUACGAUCAGUCCGCUCCGAGAUCCUCGAAAACAUCCACUUCACGCCCAAGGAGACUGACAUCUACAAGAUCCAUCAAUCAGGUGAUCUGGCAAAUCUAGACGGCCUUACUGCUUCUGCGUUGGAGAAGCUGCCAUCCUUGCUCCAGCUGAGGGAUGCUCUGUACAGCUAUGACUUCCGGCAAUGGCUGUCCACAGUCACUGGCGCUGGUGCCCUAUCUGGCAAGAAGACCGAUAUGGCCGUCAAUGUCUAUGUUCCUGGAUGCCACUUGCUCUGUCACGACGAUGUAAUUGGCAGCCGACGGGUGAGCUACAUUCUGUACUUGACGAACCCCGAUGUGCCCUGGCAAGCCGAAUGGGGUGGCGCGCUUCGCUUGUACCCCACAGAAGAAAUGAAGGACGGUUCUGGCAAGCUGUUCAAGGUGCCGAAGUCCGAGUGGACUGGAACCAUCCCACCAGCAUGGAAUCAACUAUCGUUCUUUGCUGUGCAGCCAGGAGAGAGCUUCCAUGAUGUGGAAGAGGUCUACCAUCGUAGUGUUGGCGAGAGCGAGAGCGAUGGUGGCAGGGUUAGGAUGGCGAUUAGCGGCUGGUUUCACAUCCCUCAAGAAGGCGAAGAAGGUUUUGAGCCAGGUCUAGAAGAGAAGUUGGCGGAGAAGAGCUCGUUGCAGCAGCUGCAGGGUAAAGCGGAUCAGUUUGAUCAGCCGCAAGAUCGGUGGCAUGACCCACUGCUACUACAGAAGGCUGCAAACCCCAUGGAAGACGGAGAUGGGUCUGCAGAGCUGGCCGAAGCCGAUCUGGAGUUCUUGCUGAAAUUCAUGACUCCGAACUACCUCACCCCGGACACAGUCGAGGAGCUCAACGAGAUGUUUGCCGAUGAGUCUACACUCCAGCUGAGUAACUUCUUGAACUCGAAGUUUGCAGAGCGACUCAAAGGAUGGCUCGAAGGCGACGAAGCGAUGAAGUGGCGAGAGGCAGCUUUCCAUGUCUCGAGACCACCACACAAGCACCGAUAUCAGUACAUCACCAGCGAGCCCCAGCCUCCUGUUGGCCUUGACGCCAGCGCAGCAAAUCCUUUCGAGCUGGUGCUCAACCAAUUUUUACCAAGCCUUGCGUUUCACAAGUGGCUUGCAUUGGCUACCGGUCUCACCCUGAAGAAAUGCUCGGUGAUCGCACGACGCUUCCGGCGAGGUCUCGACUACCAGCUAGCUCAAGGCUACAAUGGCGAGGACGCGCAGCUGGAGUAUUGUCUUUGUGUCACACCAACUUCAGGAUGGGCUGCCGAUGAUGAAGACGCUGAGCAAAAUGGCGAUGCGAACGGCAAGGGCAAAGAAGCAGAGGUGGAAGACGAAGACAACGUUGGAGGCUACGAGCUCUACAUGGCCGGCGAUGAUCAGGACGACGAUGCUGAGGGAUCAGAUGACGGUGUUGAGAUUCCAGCGAAGCUUCAAUCGCAGACUGGCGCUGGUGACAGAAGGAAUGCGAAACGGAAGAAGGCCGACCCGGCCGUCUACCAGACUGCGGCGGAGGAUGAGGAUGAUGGCAUUCUCGUCAGUAAUCCGGCGAGCUGGAACACUUUGAGCGUGGUAUUGAGGGAUCAAGGGACGCUGAAGUUUGUGAAGUAUGUGUCGAAGAGGGCGCCAGGGGAUCGGUAUGACUUGGUGGGGGCGGUGGAGGUUGAGCCGGAUGAUGAUGAGGAUGAUGAGGACGAUGGGGAGGAGGAGGUAGAGGCGGGCGCUUCAGCUUAG